This is a messenger RNA of Onychostoma macrolepis, 2221 nucleotides long. Its product is annotated as gastrula zinc finger protein XlCGF8.2DB-like. Gene Ontology annotation, biological process: regulation of transcription by RNA polymerase II; central nervous system development. The transcript is spliced from 2 exons. Lineage: Eukaryota; Metazoa; Chordata; Actinopteri; Cypriniformes; Cyprinidae. Gene Ontology annotation, cellular component: nucleus. Gene Ontology annotation, molecular function: RNA polymerase II cis-regulatory region sequence-specific DNA binding; DNA-binding transcription factor activity, RNA polymerase II-specific. The record is from RefSeq and is a predicted model, not a curated record. Bases 985 to 1953 code for a protein of 322 amino acids.
UUGUUUCCUGUAUCCUAUUAUAUUACACUUGUCAACCUUUAUCUUGUGUUAUCUUAAACCUUUAAACACAAGAUUUGUCCAUAAAAGACAGACAAGACGGUAAGAAAACUGUUUCUCCCUUUCUUCCUAUGACGAACCCCUACAAGUUAAAUCUUCCGCAACAACAAGUGGGCGUAACCAUUAAAGAAACAGAACAGAAAUUAUACAUCAGAAAACAUAGAAAAUAAUACUGAAAUAUAUAAACAGGAAAUAUCAGAAUUGCCUCUCAAAGAAAAUUACAUAAUACUUUCAGUUAUUACUUGUAAAAUCAACACUCAAAGCAACAAUAAUAAUAUACAAAUUGUUGAUAUGUUAAAUUGGCUCUUACAGUUUAUGAUUUAAGAAAAGUCACAAAAUGCCUUUUCUGUAAUUUGCAACUGAAUCACACAUCAAGAGCGUUCUUUAAUCCCUGAAGUUGCCGGUCAGUUCAGUAUAAUACAGAAGAAUAAUGGCACACAGUGGCAGUUCUAGCUUGUGUGGAGCCCUGGGUGAUCCCUUCCACCACCUCUAAAUAAAAAUCACUUUAAAUAAACUUUGACAAAUUCAUGUAAAUAAAUUUAAAAAUACUAUAUAUCCCCUCAAAAAUUCACUUUUUUUUUUCUUUUUGAAGUUGGAUAGAAAAAUGAUUGUUGUACUAUGUGUAAUAACGGGCAAGCAAUAUAUCAUAAUAUAAGUGAUAUCAUUAGCCUACUUUAGUGAGAUGAGUGAUCUUUUGCACAUUUCCCCCUUUUUUUUUUUUCUUCUGCUGCUAUUGUGACGUUUAAUAAAGUGAAUAAAGUAGUAUAACAAUUAUCUACUUUAUAUUGUUAUAACAGGGUUCAUUUUUAUGUCCACAUGUCUCUGCUUUUUACACGUUACUGAAAAUGAACCAUUUUUACUUUUAUUUAGAGUUGUUUGAAGAAAUCGAUGAGAAUGUAGAAUUGAGUGAAGUUGAGGAGAAAAGUCAUGUCAAACCUGGAAAAAAAACCUUUGAGUUGCUCUCAAACCAAACAGAAAGAUUUGAAAAGAAGAGCCAAGAAAUCUUUCAUCUGCACUCAGUGUGGAAAGAGUGUCUCAAGCAAACCAAGUCUUGAGCAUCACAUGAAAGUUCAUACCGGAGAGAAACCAUUCACAUGUGAUCAGUGCAGGAAGAGGUUCGCACGAUCAUCACACCUUGGGGAUCACAUGAACAUCCACACUGGAGAGAAACCACACAAAUGUUCACACUGUGACAAGAGAUUCAGUCGGUCAGAAAGUCUGAAAACACAUGAGAGGAUCCACACCGGAGAGAAACUAUACACAUGUGAUCAGUGCGGGAAGAGUUUCACACUAAAAGGACUACUUACAGCACAUAUGAGAGUUCAUACUGGAGAAAAACCGUUCACUUGUGAUCAGUGUGGGAAGAGUUUCACACAAUUAGCACAUCUUAAAGUACACAUAAAUGUUCACACUAGAGCGAAACUGUAUGCAUGUGAUCAAUGCGACAAAAUGUUUUUGAGAGCUUCACACCUGAAACAGCACAUAAGAGUUCAUACAAAAGAGAAGCCACAUCCAUGUCAUUUGUGUGAAAAGAGUUUCUCACGUCUACAACAUUUGAAAGAGCAUCAGAAAAUGCAUACUGGUGUGAGAGAGUACAUGUGCUUUGAGUGUGAAAAUACUUUUACUACAUCGAGCAAUUUAAAACUGCAUCAGAUGAUCCACACUGGAGAAAAACCUUACAAGUGUUCACACUGUGACAAGAGAUUCAUUCAAUCAGGAAUCCUGAAAACACAUGAGAGGAUUCACACUGGAGAGAAACCGUAUCACUGCACUGCAUGUGGGAAGCGUUUCAAACAUUCAGCUUCUCUACACAGUCAUACAAAAAACAAUCACACAGAUUCAACUGUGAGAUUCCGAUCAACUCAAAGGUUCCUCCCCAAAGAACAAUGUCAAUAAGUUUUGUUGUUGUAUUUAAUUUUGCUUCAUGAUAUAAAUGAUAUCAUUGUACUUUCUUAUGAGUUUCAUGUAAUAUUCAAAUGUCUUAUAAUGCAUACUAAUCAAUUGUAGUUUGCUUACUCUUUCUUGAAGGAAAGUAGAAGUACAAGCUGCUCUUGUUCAGGAAGCUGAAGAAGAGGCUGUAACACUUUAAGAGAGCUGACAUUUAUUUUUAACCUUUUUAUUCACCGUUGUUUUUAAAAUUACUAUUCUUCCACUUACGGUGUAG